Lethenteron reissneri (Far Eastern brook lamprey) is the source of this 4814-nucleotide messenger RNA. Its product is annotated as angiotensin-converting enzyme-like. Gene Ontology annotation, biological process: proteolysis. The record is from RefSeq and is a predicted model, not a curated record. Gene Ontology annotation, molecular function: metallopeptidase activity; peptidyl-dipeptidase activity. NCBI's taxonomy places the organism in Eukaryota, Metazoa, Chordata, Hyperoartia, Petromyzontiformes, Petromyzontidae. Gene Ontology annotation, cellular component: plasma membrane.
CGUAUGCGGCGCGCACACUCGCACGGCGCGCACACGUAUGCGGCGCGCACACUCGCACGGCGCGCACACUCGCACGGCGCGCACACUCGCACGGCGCGAACAGCGCGAAUCUGUAACGACUUAACGCGCAAUCUGGACUCGUAAAACGCAGCAAAAUGAGCACCGGCAAUGCAGUAUAGGCACAUUUUUAUCGCCCGGAGAUCCGACAGCGCCAUAAAGAUAGGCGAUAAUCCACGAGAUCGCGCCUUUGGAGCUGCGAGUAAAGGUCAAACCGAGCGCGUCUCCCCCUCUAUACGCGCGCCGUUAUAUAUUUAUUUGCCUCCUUAAGGCGAGACGCGCCACUCCGCUCGGUUCACACGCUGCCCUCCCCUCCACACCCUCGAAGCAAGCGUAUCCACGCCGGUGAUCCCGAGCUUCCUCGUCACUCGGGAGAGAGGGGGGUUGUGUGUCAAUGAUGUCCCUCGCCCGGGUCCUGCCGCUCCUGGUGGGGCUGGCGACCGCGAGUCGCGCCGCACUGGAAUUCGGGCUCCUUCCCGGCGACUAUUCCCAGGAUGAGACGGGCGCAGAGCAAUUUCUCGCCGAUUACAACGACACGGCCGAGGGGGUGCUGUACGAGAGCGUGCUGGCCAGCUGGAACUACAAUACCAACAUCACAGAAGAGAAUCAAAACCUGCAGGUGGCGGCAAGUUUGAAGGAGCAGGAGUUCACGGAAGCUUGGGGGCAGAAGGCCAAGGAUCUCUUCGGUAACAUCUCGCAUGGGUUCAAUGAAACGAAUAAACGUUUACUUGAACAAAUCAGGAUUCUGGGCAGCGCCAACCUCGACAUCACAGAAAGAGAAGAGUACAAUCGACUGCUAUCCGAUAUGGACGCGAUCUACAGCACGGCCAAAGUGUGCAAACCCGGGCAGACAAGCGGGUCAGACUGUGCACCCUUGGAUCCAACCAUCACGGACAUCCUGGCGACGUCGCGGAGCUACAAGAAGCUGCUCUACUACUGGGAGGGCUGGCACAACGUGGUGGGCCGGCCACUCCACAGCAAGUACGCUCGCUUCGUCAAGCUCAGCAACGCCGCCUCGCAGCUCGACGACUUUGCGGACACGGGGGAAUACUGGCGCUCAUGGUACGAGUCGGCCACCUUCCGUGAUGACCUGGAGCGCAUCUACGAGGAGCUGAAGCCGCUCUACCUCAACCUGCACGCGUACGUGCGGCGCAAGCUGCACCAGCACUACGGGGAGAAGUUCGUCAACCUCAAGGGGCCCAUCCCCGCUCACCUGCUCGGCAACAUGUGGUCCCAGCAGUGGAAUAACAUCUUUGACAUGGUGGUCCCCUACCCCGGCAAGACCAGCGUGGACGUUACAGACACCAUGUUGGAGCAGGGAUGGAACGCCACUCACAUGUUCCGCAUCUCCGAGAAUUUCUUCAAAGACCUGGGCCUCUUGGAGAUGCCCCCAGAGUUCUGGAGUGGCUCCAUGCUGGAGAAGCCCACAGACGGGCGCGAGGUCGUGUGUCACGCCUCCGCCUGGGACUUCUACAACCGCAAGGACUUCCGGAUCAAGCAGUGCACCAUACCAACGAUGGAGCAGCUCUUCACGGUGCACCACGAGAUGGGCCACAUCGAGUACUAUCUGCAGUACAAGGACCAGCACGUGUCCUUCCGCGGCGGCGCCAACCCCGGCUUCCAUGAGGCCAUCGGCGACGUGCUGUCCCUCUCCGUGUCCACGCCCAAACACCUGAAGACCAUCGGCCUACUGGACGCCGACUAUGUCGAGGACCCAGAGAGUGAUAUCAACUACCUGAUGAAGAUGGCACUGGAAAAGAUCGCCUUCCUGCCCUUUGGCUACCUCAUCGACCUGUGGCGGUGGGACGUCUUUAGCGGGAAGACCCCUCCCGAGCGCUACAACCAGGACUGGUGGAAUCUCAGGACCAAGUACCAGGGGAUCUGUCCCGGCGUCCCCAGGAAGAGCACGGACUUUGAUGCCGGUGCCAAGUUUCACAUCCCCGGAAACACGCCCUACAUCAGGUACUUUGUGAGCUUCAUCAUCCAGUUCCAGUUUCAAAAGGCGCUGUGCACGGCUGCUGAGGACAAGGGGCCCCUGUAUAAGUGCGACAUCGACAAGAAUCCGGCCGCGGGCGAUCUCCUUCGGAAGGCCAUGCAGAUGGGCUCCAGCCGCCCGUGGACCGAGGUGAUGAAGGAAAUAACGGGCACGGAGAAAAUGAGCGCCCAACCGCUCAUCGAGUACUUCCAGCUCAUCAUCGACUGGCUCGAGAAGGAAAACGUCAACGAGACGCUGGGCUGGCCCGAAUUUGCGUGGGUGCCGCCGGUGCCGGAUGACUACCCCGGGAACCUGGAUAAAAUCACCGAUGAGACCCAAGCGAUAGCUCUGUUGGGGGAGUACAACACUACCGCAGAGAAAUAUUGGUCGGAGUACAACGAGGCGUCAUGGACCUACAACACUGACAUCACGGAGGAGCACGACAAGCUGGUGCAAGAAGCCAACUUGCGGAUGGCCAACCACUCCCUCUACUUCGGACGAGAGGCUCUCCUUUACGACUGGUCCAACUUCCAGGAUGAGGGCGUCACACGGCAGCUGAAGAAGAUCAGCCAGAUUGGCACAGCCGCGCUUCCUGAGACUGAGCUCAAAGAGUACAACGAGAUCGUCUCGCGGAUGGAGACCGCGUACAGUGUUGCCAAAGUGUGCCAAGGCGAAACGUGCAUUCCCCUCGAUCCCGACAUCACGGCCAUCAUGGCGGAGUCGAGGAACUACGACGAGCUGCUCUACUACUGGCAGGGCUGGCGCGACGCGUCCGGGCGCAAGAUGCGGAAAGACUACGUGCGCUACGUGGAGCUCAGCAACCAGGCCGCGAUAGCAAACGGGUUUCCGGACAACGGCGCGCAGUGGCGUUCCGCGUAUGACACCGAGACGUUUGAGGCCGACCUGGAGCGCAUCUACGAGGAGCUGAAGCCACUCUACCUCAACCUGCACGCGUACGUGCGGCGCAAGCUGUACCAGCACUACGGGGAGAAGCACAUCGACCUCAAGGGGCCCAUCCCCGCUCACCUGCUCGGAAACAUGUGGGCCCAAAGCUGGAACAACCUGAACAGCCUGGUCGCGCCCUUCCCGAACGCACCCUCGGUGGACGCCACGCCCGCCAUGCAGGCACAGAAAUGGACAGCUAAGAUGAUGUUCAACGUGUCGGAUGAAUUCUUCACGUCUCUGGGGAUGAUUCCAAUGCCGCAAGAAUUCUGGGACAAGUCCAUGCUGGAGAAGCCCACGGACGGGCGCGAGGUCGUGUGUCACGCCUCCGCCUGGGACUUCUACAACCGCAAGGACUUCCGGAUCAAGCAGUGCACGGUGGUGACGAUGGACGACCUGGUGACGGUGCACCACGAGAUGGGCCACGUGCAGUACUUCCUGCAAUACAAGGAGCAGCCAGUGCCGUUCCGCGACGGUGCCAACCCCGGAUUCCACGAGGCCAUCGGCGACGUCAUGGCGCUGUCCGUGGCGACGCCAAAACACCUCAAGGAGAUCGGGCUUUUGGAAACGGUGGAGGACAACUUGGAGAGCGACAUCAACUUCCUGUUGAGCAUGGCCCUGGACAAGAUUGCCUUCCUGCCGUUUGGGUUCCUCAUGGAUCAGUGGCGCUGGAAGGUGUUCGACGGACGCAUUCCCACCGAGGACUACAACAAAGAGUGGUGGAACCUCAGGAUGAAGUACCAGGGUCUGUGCCCUCCCGUGGCCAGGACGGAGGACGAUUUUGAUCCAGGAUCAAAAUUCCACAUUCCGGCCAGCGUGCCCUACGACAGGUAUUUUGUGAGCUUCGUCAUCCAAUUCCAGUUCCAGGAAGCGUUAUGCGCCGCUGCGGGCCAGCUAGGAGACCUGCACAAGUGUGACAUCUACAAAUCCAAAGACGCCGGGGAGAAGCUUGCGAAGGUAAUGCAGUUGGGAUCCAGUCGGCGGUGGCAGGAAGCCAUGGAGAUGAUCACAGGGCAACAGAGCAUGUCGGCCGCAGCCCUCCUCAAGUACUUCAAGCCGCUCACCGACUGGCUUGUGACAGAGAACGAGAAGAACGGAGAGGUGCUCGGCUGGCCCAAUUACGAGUGGCGUCCCUAUGCCGGCAGCGCCGCAGGCCCCACAAGCCCCACAGGCACCGCAGGCACCGCAGGCCCCACAGUCAAGCCAGAAGUGCGCGUGGACUUCUUGGGCCUGGACCUGAGCCAGGGAGAGGCGACGGCGGGGCAGAUCGCGCUGCUGGUGCUCGCGCUCGUCUUCCUGGUCGGCCUCAUUGCCCUGGCAAUCCUCUACUUCCGCAAGCCCAAAACCAAGAGCAAAUCUCAUAUGUAGUGCAGGUCCUACUUCUGCUUUAAGACUUAAUUUGGGGGAAAUUCUAAUUCUAGGCCUUAUGGAGGAAGACUCACGAUUUACAGCAUCCACUGCAAUCUUUUAAAAACACUACCAAGUUUCACGUUAACAUUGUAAUUUGGUAAACUGUAAAAAGCAUAGACUCUUGUAAGUAUACAAUGAGACGAAUAAGCAAUUUGAAUGCCACGCCAACUUACUAUUUAAAAAUCCAACAUCAUUAAAAUAAACACUACUCCCUUUUGUUUAACUUGGCACUGCUCAUUGGACCCAAAAACUACAUUGGACUUCAGCGGCUGCAAACACGCCAUCAUGAACGAGCGCAACAGAAAAUACCGGGAAACAUUUUUACCAUGUUCCAGGCACUUACUUUAAGGUUUGGCAACUUCUCUUCAUAGUGUGGGAGCAUUUGAAAAAAAUCAAGAUGUAAAUAAAUUUUAUAAUACAUCCUUUAAAA